Messenger RNA from Cyphellophora attinorum, 537 nucleotides. RefSeq lists its product as uncharacterized. The record is from RefSeq and is a predicted model, not a curated record. The coding region runs from base 1 to 537 and encodes 178 amino acids. The transcript is spliced from 2 exons. NCBI's taxonomy places the organism in Eukaryota, Fungi, Ascomycota, Eurotiomycetes, Chaetothyriales, Cyphellophoraceae.
AUGGGUGACGCAAACGGCGAGCUCCCUCAGUCCUCGACUCUCAACCACUUCACAUCAUACCCAGCCGUCUCUGACACCGUCUCUGCCUUCAAGAGCAACCCCUACGGCGCCAAAUCCCUUGAGUACGGCAACGCCGGCUACACCAAAUUCGUCAAGCCUGCUCUCCCCUACUUCCAGACACCCGCCGCAUAUGCAAAGCCCUAUGCCGCCAAAGCCGAUGAGAUCGGCGACGCCCUGCUGAACAAGGUCGACGAGAAGAUCCCUAUCAUCAAAUCAGACACCCAAGAGAUCAAGAAGACUGUCAGCGACUUUGUCUUCUGGCCUGUAACCAAGGGCUAUGAGACCAAGGACCAUGUCUUCAAGAUCUAUGCCAAGGAGAAGGAGAACUGUGGUGGUCAGGGAUAUGUUGCCAGCGGCAAGGCGGUUGUCACUACCGAGCUCGUCAUCCUGUCGGAGCUGUUCCACUGGGCUAGCACUUUCCUUCAGACUAAGAAGGAGGAAGCUAAGUCUGUGGUCCAGGAGAAGACCAACAACUGA